Molecule: messenger RNA, 527 nt
Organism: Magnolia sinica
Lineage: Eukaryota; Viridiplantae; Streptophyta; Magnoliopsida; Magnoliales; Magnoliaceae
Product: ras-related protein RABC1-like
Exons: 4
Coding region: 207-512 (101 amino acids)
Biological process (GO): nuclear-transcribed mRNA catabolic process, deadenylation-dependent decay
Cellular component (GO): CCR4-NOT core complex; P-body
Molecular function (GO): molecular adaptor activity; GTP binding; GTPase activity
Source: RefSeq, a predicted model, not a curated record
GUUGCAUCUCACGGCGUGCUAACCCCGACGCAUGAAUCGGACCUCGAAUCCAAAGCCUCUCACCAUAGGAGCCUUCCAUUGUCCGAGAGAAACCCAAACACUCCACAUCAGUUUAUGAUGUAGCAAGACGAGACACAUUUACAAAUCUUGCGGAUAUAAGGGCUAAGGAAAUCGAUCUCUACUCAACUAAUCAAGAUUGCAUCAAGAUGCUUGUUGGAAACAAAGUUGAUAAGGAAAGUGGAAGGGAUGUCAUGAAGAAAGAGGGAAUUGAUUUUGCUCGGGAGUAUGGAUGUCUUUUCCUUGAAUGUAGUGCAAAAACUCGAAUUAAUGUACAGCAGUGUUUUGAAGAGCUUGUUUUAAAGGAACCUGCAUCAGAGAUACAGGACAAGAUUUUAUUUAUGAUUAAUAAUAUUUCAGCUUCAAAUAUGGAUGUGAAAGCAAAAGAAUUUACUGAUGUCCUGAAAGAGCAGUACUAUCCAUGGUUUGCUGAGUAUAUGGUGAUAUCUUAUUAAUAACCUUUUAGUUUC